Chrysemys picta bellii (western painted turtle) is the source of this 1292-nucleotide messenger RNA. Lineage: Eukaryota; Metazoa; Chordata; Testudines; Emydidae. The record is from RefSeq and is a predicted model, not a curated record.
CUCCCCGUUCUCACCUCCCUCUCGCCGUUCCAGGCCGCCAUGGAGCCCAGCGCCCGCCCGGCCAAGCGCAGCAGCGGAACCGCCGAGGCCCCCGCGGAGCCGGGGGAGUCCCCCAAGCGCGGCCGCUGGGCCCCCCCCACCCUGCCCACGGAGCCGUCCCUCUACGACGGGCCCUUCCCCUUCUACCGCCGGCCGGCCGAGGAGGGGCGCUUCUCCCUGGACGCCCAGCGCCGCUACCACCCCGACGCCCGCCAGCUGCGCUACUUCGCCCCGCCCCCCGCCGAGCACCCGGAUCCCGCCUUCGACCUGCGGCACGGCUACCGCGACCGCUACGUGCGGCGGGACGAGAGCCGGCGCGAGGGGCUGGAGCACCUCCUGCAGUGGGUGGCCGGGAACCGGGACCGGCUGCGGGCCCAGGGCGACGCCGCGGGGCGCCCCGUGAACGCAGAUUUCGUGACCUGGCGGGGGCACCUUACCAAGGUGCUGACGACGCCCUACGAGAGCCAGGAGGGCUGGCUGCUGGCCGUCAGCCUCUUCCGGGGCACCCUCUACGUGAGUGAGGUGGAGACGGCGGCGGCCCGGCAGCAGCGGGAGCAGCGCUCCGACAUGCUACAGGAGCUGGCCUACAUGGGCUACAAGUUCGAGCGCUACAUGUGUGCGGACACCCCGGACGGGAGCCCGGACCCCACGGGGGUGGUGAACACGAACGAGGCGUUCUGCACGGUGGUGCGGACGCGGCUGGGCUCCCACUCGCUGCUCUUCGCCGGGGAGGUGGACUGCACGGAUCCCCGCGGGGCCUGGCCCGAGGCCCCCGCCUGCUACGUGGAGCUCAAGACAUGCAAGGAGCUGCACAGCCCCGCUCAGCGCAAGAGCUUUUACAGGCACAAGCUGAUCAAGUGGUGGGCGCAGUCCUUCCUGCCCGGGGUCUCCCGCAUCGUGGCCGGUUUCCGCGCCCCCGACGGCUCCGUGGCUGCGCUGGAGACCUUCGAGACCAUGAAGAUCUUCCAGCUGAUCCGGGGCGACCGGGGCUGCUGGAAGCCGGCCGUGUGCAUGAACUUCUGCGAGGCCUUCCUGGCCUUCCUCAAGAGGGUGGUGACGGAGGAUGAUCCACAACUUGUGCACCUCUUCGCCUGGGAGCCCGGCAGCCCCGUGUCCUACACCCGGCACCGGGACGCGGAGCACGUCUUCCUGCCGGCCUGGUACGUGGAGACCAUCAGCGGAGGAAAGAGGCCGGAUUGAGCUGCUGGGGGCCGCGGGGGGGGCACCAAUAAACCAUGUGUAAGGGUCAGGGC